Molecule: messenger RNA, 808 nt
Organism: Stereum hirsutum FP-91666 SS1
Lineage: Eukaryota; Fungi; Basidiomycota; Agaricomycetes; Russulales; Stereaceae
Product: gated mechanosensitive channel
Exons: 5
Coding region: 73-618 (181 amino acids)
Biological process (GO): intracellular water homeostasis; monoatomic ion transport
Molecular function (GO): mechanosensitive monoatomic ion channel activity
Source: RefSeq, a predicted model, not a curated record
GCCCUCUUUUGGCUGCACAGUAACUCUUGUUUCUGUACCACCACCAUCUCCCCUUCGUCAACGCAUUCUGAGAUGAGCACAUUGGGACUUCUCGACUCUGCACCGUCCGUCAUCAGACGUAUGAAGUCGGUAUGGAGCGACUUUAUCGACUUUGUCGCCAGUGAGAGCGUCCUCCAAGUCGCUGUUGGUCUCAUUAUCGCCCAGGGUUUCACGAAAGUUGUCAAUUCGCUCGUGUCCGACAUCCUCCUCCCGCCCAUCGCUCUGUUCCCUUUCAUCAAUAGAAACUUCGAAGAGAAGUUUGUGGUUUUGAGGAAGGGACCACAUGCCGACAAGGGACAUGGCUAUAACACGAUUGACCAAGCGAUGGAGGACGGGGCCGUCAUAAUGGCUUAUGGAGCUUUUGUCAACAAUGUGGCCAGCUUUUUCGCGCUUGGUGCCUUCCUCUACAUCGUUGCGCAGAUUUAUACCGCCACUACCCAUCGGGCGAUCAUCAAACACACCGUGCAGUGUACCUACUGUCGCAAAUUUAUCUCAGAGAAGGCCAAGAGAUGCUGUAACUGCACCAGCUGGCUCGACGGAAGGGAGGAUAGGGAAACGAGUGCUUUGAUCGACCACUAGGUGUCCUGCGUCGCGGACUUGCGAACGAGUCUCGGUGGUCUUUCUCCUCGAUUGUUUCGUCGUGGGCUCCUACUCGUACACAGAUAAUGGAGGUUCUUCCCGCAUGAUGACUGUAUUGUUAUUGAUACGUUGCCUUGUUAUGCGGAUACGUCAUGUUCAACGAGUUUGAUGAUUAUAUUCUUUAUGACCU